Molecule: messenger RNA, 7377 nt
Organism: Pleuronectes platessa (European plaice)
Lineage: Eukaryota; Metazoa; Chordata; Actinopteri; Pleuronectiformes; Pleuronectidae
Gene: frem1a
Product: Fras1 related extracellular matrix 1a
Exons: 37
Coding region: 303-6854 (2183 amino acids)
Biological process (GO): cell communication
Cellular component (GO): membrane
Source: RefSeq, a predicted model, not a curated record
UCUCACCCUCUUUAGAGGUGGGGUUUGUCACUGAGGAGUGUGCUGCAGUCUGUCAGAGAGCUACUUGCUGUCGAAAGCAGAGCAGAGCAAGACACAUAGUGGAGAAGAAGAAGUGCCAGAUGUCAGCAGAUCAGAUCCUGACGGUUUAUGUGGAAAAGUGAAAAAGCUGAAUCAUCAUUCAAUCAGAGGAAAAUGUAGCUUCUUCUCGAGAGGAAUAACUCACUUGUUCAACUUAAGUCUGUUUCUGAAAGCGAUCCUGCUUUUGUUGGGAGUCGUUGAGGACCCCGCAGUGACUGACAGUGAUGGCUUCACAGGGUCAAAUACAGGCCUGGACGUUGCUCGCAGUGCUUCUGCUGGGAAUGACCUCCUCUUCGCAGGGUUCCCUCGUGAAAGUCAACAAGCGUCUAAAGGUGAAACGGGGUCAGUCGGCCUACCUUGACGAGGGCGACCUGCAGUUCCAUAUUCCCCGUCGGAAGGAUGCGUGCAAGGUGGAGCUGGUGUUCAACGAGCCCAUAACUCAGCGAGUGGGAGAACUCAUGCCUCAGGUUUUUGAUUGCCAUUAUCUGGCUGAUGAGGUGAAGUAUGUCCACAAUGGAUGCCCACUGUUAAAAGAGGACACUGUCAAGCUUCGACUGUACAGGUUCACAGAGACAGAGACACACAUGGAGGUGUUUACUCUUCAUGUGGACAUUGUGGAACCUGAAUGCAGCAUUAUAAAGCUUGGGCCUCAUUCCUUGAAGGUGCCUGAAUUCUACAGCCUCUCUGAAGAACUCGAUGGCAACGCGCUGUCUUUCCACUACGAGCGGAGGUCUAGCCUGGAGUGUAGCAUCCAUCUGACCAGCCAUGACACCCACCUGCCAGCCCAUGGCCAGCUGGUCACUGGAGAGCCAGAGAAAGCCACCAAGAGAGGGGACGAGCCAGAGAGUUUCAUCCCCUUACGUCAGCAACUAGAUAAUAAAGCCAGAGCGACGUGUAAAACCGAGGACUGCCUAAAGGGUCUGAAGCUAGUUAAGAUGACCAAAAUUCCCUGUGAUGACUUCCUGUUAAUGGGACUUCGGUAUCAGCACAGAGAUCCUCCAUCUCCAGAUAUAGAUUAUAUUACUAUUCGACUGGACCUCAAGGACUCCAGGAGUGGCAGCAUAUACAAGUCUGAACAGAUCUGGAUUCCAGUGCGGAUAGUUGGUGCAAUGCCCAAUCAGCCUCCGAAACCAUCCUUCAUGUCCAUGUUCAUCCUGGAAGUGGACCAGUUCAUCCUCACUCCACUUUCCACUGCUACACUAGAUGCUGAAGAUGAGGAAACUGUCAAACAGCUCUUGGUUUUCAACAUCACCAAACCCCCUGUGGACGGCUUCCUCACUCAUCUGUCCGAUCACACCCGCCCAAUCUCCUCCUUCACAUGGCUGGAUCUCAAUGACAUGCUCAUUGGGUAUCAACCUCCGAACUCUUCUCAUACUCAACGAAGGAAUUACGAGAUUGAAUUUGAGGUGCACGAUUUUUUCUUUGAGAAGAGCCCAUCAAUGACUGUGCACGUGUCUGUAAGGAAUGCAGACACGAAUGCACCCAGAGUUUCCUGGAACAUGGGUCUAAGCCUAUUAGAGGGUCAGUCUCGUCCUAUAACGUGGGAUCAGGUCCAGAUUGUGGACAACGACAACCUGAAAGCUGUCCGUGUCAUCACUGUGGACGGUCUGCAGCACGGAAGGCUCACUGUUAGAGGUGGAAAAGGCUUCAUGUUCACUGUUAACGACAUCAGAGCAGGCGAGGUUUGCUAUCACCAUGACGACAGUGACUCAACCAAAGACUUCAUUAUCUUCCGUAUCACUGACGGUCGCCAUCAGACACGGCACAAGUUCCCCAUCAACAUCCUGCCGAAGGAUGACAGCCCUCCUUUCUUCAUCACCAACAUGCUGCUGGAGGUGUCUGAGGGCCAAACAGCUCUGCUCAUGGGCUCCACCCUACAGGCUUCAGACAUGGACUCAAGUGACGACUACAUCCUAUUUAACAUCACCCGCCCGCCGCGGUCAGGAGAAGUCAUGAAAAUCCCAGGACCGGGGCUCACAGGUUACCCUGUCAGCCACUUUCUGCAGAGGGACCUGUCACAGUCCUUGGUUUACUAUCGACACCUUGGAAACGAGGUGUUUGAUGAUUCUUUUGAGGUGGUGCUGUCGGAUUUCCAUGACCCCCCAAACCUGUCAGAGCCGCAGAUGGUGCUGGUGCACAUAGAAGCUGUUCCAGACCAACCACCUAAAGAGGUUCCUGGGGCCAGCCGGUAUCUUGUGAACAAAGAAACAGAAGUGGUCCAUAUAACACGAGAACAGCUUCACUUUGUAGACCUGGAGUCCCCUGACAGUGAGCUGACAUACACAGUUACUACUCCGCCUUUCCACAUUGGUCCUCACAGCACUCCUGAUGCAGGGAGAUUGUUCCUGGUGGACAGUAUACCCAAAUUCACCAAAGACUCCAAUGCACCUGUUCUGAGGCUCUUCACGCAACAUGCAGUGAACUUCAUGAAAGUGGCCUACAUGCCUCCAAUCAUGGACAUCGGGCCUUACCCCCAGCACAUCCAGUUUGUUCUCUCUGUCACAAACCGCCUGGGCAAAACAGUCACUGGGAUCUGCUUUAACAUCACUGUGACACCAGAAGACAACCAGCCACCACAGGUCAUCACCAAUGCUCUGACUGUAGAUGAGGGAGGGGAGUGCUGGCUUGGCCCUGAACACUUGCUGCUCUCAGAUAUGGACUCUAUGGAGGAAGCCCUGCGGGUGGUGCUGCAAAAGGAACCACAGCAUGGAGCCUUGCAACUCGGUGGCCUCCUGCUCCAACCGGGCCAGGCGUUCACCGUGCAAGACGUGAAAAGCUUUAAAGUUAGUUACAAUCAUGACAACUCAGAAACUCUAGAGGACAACAUUGAACUCUCUGCAACGGAUGGAAGCAAUUCAGUCAGUUUCAUCCUGCAAGUGAAGGUGAAGCCCAUUAAUGAUGAGGUCCCGGUGUUGGUUGCUGGUUUGAAACCAGUUCUCAACUGCGCUGAGGGUCAGGAGAUCACCAUCACAGCAGAGUACAUCUUUGCUUCUGAUGCAGACAGCGACAACGGCAGCCUGGGCUUCUUGAUUGCGCGGCAGCCGUAUCAUGGCGUGGUGCUACGAAAUGGUGUCGUGAUCGAUCACUUCCUCCAGGCAGAUAUCACAGCUGGGAUCAUCACCUACAAACACACAGGAUUGGAGAUUGGUCUCACUCCUCGCCAUGACACCAUCACAUUUGUCAUUUCGGAUGGAGAAACUGAAAACUCUGCUCUGUGCUGCGGGGGAGGAAAUCCCACCAGGACCAGAGGUACAGCGCAGCUCCGGGACAGCCUCCCUGUGUACGACCUCCAGAUCAUGGUGUUUCCAGUCAACAGCCAAGCCCCUUCAUUGGAAACAGGAGACAUCUUUAUGGUGGAUGAAGGUGGAACUGCCCCGAUAACUUCUUCUCAUUUGAAGGCCUCUGACGUGGAUACCGUCCUGGAUGACCUGGUGGUCAGUCUGAUUUCUCCACCCCAGUUUGGUUACAUUGAAAAUGUCCUGCCAAGUCCUGGCUUUGAGAAAAGUAACACAGGCAUAAGCAUAGCCUCAGUUUCAUUCAAAGACAUCAUUGACGGUAAGGUGAACUAUGUACAGUCCAGACACCAGAGGAUGGAGCCCACAGUCGACCAGUUCAUGCUCUGUGUGUCGGAUGGGAAACACAGUUCUGCGCAUGUGCCCUUCUACAUUAUUAUCAAACCAACAAACGAUGAGAUCCCAGACUUUGUGGCUCGCAAUAUCACAGUACGAGAAGGAGAAACGAAGCAGCUGGACUCGUCUGUGCUGCACGCAGCGGAUCUGGACGUCCCGAGGAACGUCCUGCUGUUCAGCAUCGUUAAAGCCCCUCAGCAUGGCAGCAUCAUUGACCACAACAGUGAAAGGCCCAUCAGCAAGAGACAAGAGGCUAGUCCCCACUCACCUGUGGUGGACUUUACGAUGACAGAUCUGGCUAAUGGUAUGGAUCUGAUGUAUAUGCAUGAUGACUCUGAGAAUAUGGAGGACACUUUUACCAUCCAGUUGACAGAUGGCCGGCACCAGCUCCACAGACAAGUGAUGGUUAAAGUUCUGCCAGUCAAUGAUGAAGAGCCUCGGACUAUAAGGAACAAUGGGCUGGAAGUGGAGCCAGGUGAGACAAGGCUCAUAUCCAGUGCAACACUGUUUGCACAUGAUGGUGAUAGUCCCUCUUCUCAGGUCAUCUACACAUUUGAGAGUGUUCCUACCCAAGGACUACUUCAACUUAAGGAGGGUCAGGACUGGGUGACGCUGACAGCCGGAAAGAAUUGCGCCCAGGAAAUGGUGGACAUGAACCUUCUGCGCUAUGUGCACACAGGCCUGCACGCCGCCAAAACACAGGACUUCUUUGUCUUCCACUUGCUGGACGGAACGAAUCAAUCACCACCACAGCACUUCCACAUCUCUGUCAGAGAUCUUGAGAAAGGAAAUAUCGCCAUCUUUGUAAAACCAGUGAACGUCAGUCGGGGUGACCGCGUGGUUCUCACCACAGACGUACUGUUGGCCACAGACGGCACAGAAAAGCCAGAGGAGCUUAUGUAUGUCAUCACCAACCCUCCUGCUCAGGGACACAUAGAGUACAUCCAUCAUCCUGGACUGGCCAUCUCCACCUUCAGCCAGAUGGACAUAGCAGCAAACCUCGUAGCUUAUGUGCACGACAAUCGAGCAAACGCACACAAAGAAACCUUCCAGUUUGUUGUGAGUAAUGGGAAGACCAGCCGAAAUGGAAGCUUUGAGGUCACAGUGGAAAUGGUGGAUCGAGUUCUACCAUCUCUGUCCUCCAACAAAGGCAUUACGGUCCCCCAGGGUUCCUCCAUCAUCCUGGGUCCUGACUGCCUUGCCCUUUCCGACCCAGACACUCCACCCAGCGUCCUGACCUUCACCCUCCUCCAGCCUCCACAGUAUGGCAGGCUGCUUUUAGUGGACACCACCCUGACUGCGGGGUCAAACUUCACACUCAGACACAUACAAGAGAUGGAGGUAUCAUAUAAACAUGAUGGAGGGCCGUCACAGAUCGACCGGUUUGCCUUCACGGCCUCUGACAGCACCAAUCGAGGCUUCCUCCUGGAUGGGCGGUUACAUUUGGAACCAGUGUUCUUCACCAUUCAGAUCAAGCCUUUGGAUAAGUCUGCUCCGGAGGUUGUGAAGCUACUCCCUCUUUGGAAGGCAGAGGUUCUGGGCGAUGGACGAUAUGGGAUCUAUCUGUCAUCGCGGGAGCUGAAGGCCCACGAUAUCGACAGCAGAGAAGAUGAGCUGAUAUUAUCCAUUGUUCGCCCGCCCUACUUUGGUUACCUAGAAAACAUGACAACAGGUGGCUUUGUGACACAGAGCUUCUCUCAGGCGGAGCUGAACAAGAGAACCAUCAUCUACAUCAUCAAUCCAGACAGGGAGUCUCUCUCAGACAGUCUGGAGUUUACAGUGUCUGACCCUCUAGGGAACACAGGGCCCUCUCACAUCCUGGAAUUCAGCUGGUCCAGCGUGGAGCUGUCUCUGUCUCAGCUCUCUGUAUGUGAGGAGCAAGGGGGUGUCUCGCUGGACAUCAUCCGCAAGGGAAACUUGGCAGAGUCAUCAUAUAUCACUGUCAAGGUGAAGGCUGUGACUGCAACAGCUGGUAAAGACUUCCUUAUAAGUCCUUCUUCCCUCAUUCAGUUGGAUCCAGGAGUGUCAAAGAGGAGCUGGCAAAUCGAGAUUAUUCAGGAUUACCUUGAGGAGGUCGAGGAAAUGUUUGAAGUGUUACUCAUCUCCCCUGAAGCCACAACAAUAGGCAUCAUCAACAUGGCUCAAGUCACCAUCAGGGAUUCUGGAAGAGGGCAGUGCAGGCUGAACCAGGAUCAGGAGGCUCCUCUCCUUGGAGGAAAAGAGAUUAGGUCAGACACCUACCCCCGGCAUGGAUCCAUUAAACUGGAAAAACUUCCCUUAGGCACCGAAUCAGUCCUCUGGGCCCGCGGAGAGAGCAUCUCCACACCUGCACGUCUCCCAAAAAAGAAACUCAGAGUUAUGGACAAUCCAAAGUCUAUUAGACCUUCCUCAGUUUUUCACAAUGGAACAGAGAUUGUUUACACGUAUCAUGGCAUCAUGCAAGUGCAAGUAGAGGAUGACACCUCCCCAUCAAGGAAGGGCAGAAAAGCAAACAUUCGGGUUGUUAGCAGAGGCUCACAGCAGCACGCGGCAGCCGCGCUAACUGAAUCUAAACAGGGUCCUCAAAGAAAGAUCUCAGAACAUCAGAAAACGGAACUGGUUAAAGGACAUGCUUCAGCUGAUAACUUCAUCCCCAAGCCCUGUGUGCCAGCACUGAUGGGACUCCUCCAUAUCAACCAAACCACUAAUCAGCUCUUUCACUGCAACGGUGUGUCCUGGAAACCCUGGGCACCAACCGAUCAGAUGGUGGGAGCUCAGAAGUGUCCUCAGGGCUGGACCUUUCAUAGUGGCCAGUGCUACACCCUCAGCACUGAGCACAAAGCCACCUGGAGCACAGCUAACAGAGCCUGCAGGGAGAGAUAUAAAGGAAGUCUAGCAAGUGUUCUCUCUAAGGAUGACAUGGACUGGUUGUGGGACUUCAGUGGAAGAAAACCAUUUUGGAUUGGUCUGAAUGACAGAGAAGGCCGAGGACGCUGGGAGUGGGUCGGCGGCGAGCCGGUCACCUACACCAACUGGAGAAAAACGCCCCCAAGGUCAAAGAGGAAGGGAGGCAAAAAGUGCAUCCUGGUGUGGAGAAAAGCCAAGUGGCAGAUACGGGACUGUAAAACCAGCAGGGGUCAUCGCUUCGUGUGUUCAGUCAAGACUUGAAUGUGAGAGUGUCACAGCCAUGAACCGCUCAGUGUGGUGUUUCAGAGGAGUUGCAGGAAGGACUCAUUCUCAGGACAUUGACAUGACGAUCAGUGGGAUCAUUGCAGGAACUGAUUUAUUAUGAACUUUGUGACAAUUGUUGUGUCUAAAAAGUAACCUGCUACACUGUGUGACAUUGUUUACACAGCAUUUAUUCACAUUAGCCACUGAAAGUAUUGUCAUAUGCUAUAUGUAAAUCUCACAAGAUAAUUUUAAAAACGUAUUUAGCAUCUUUGAACUAUUUUAGACCCAACGAAGUCUGGAUUAACAACAGGGGCCCCAGGUUCACAGAUUUGUCAACUAGUUUGUGGUGUAGCCACAUUGUUGCACAUGAGUUUGUUGAAAUUGUACCUGAAGUGUCCAAAACCUAGUUAUAAAACUUGUAUACUUUCAAUUUAUGUUGUGCUUACACUGUACAUAAUGAGGUUGCGUUUAAUCAUAUUACCGACUGUAACAGUAUUUAAACAGACUAAUGAAAAUACCA